AUGGGCGGGUGUACCACGCAUGCGCUGACUCCUGGUCGAUAUUUGGUGACGUCAACCAAACUUGGGCCUCAGUCAGCCGUCGUCGGCCACAUCGUUAACAUGUGGUUGCAAUUCUUGGCUGCUACCGUGCUGAUAACGGCGGCUGCUUCUCGAGAGGUAUUCACCAACUCCUUCCUUGUGCGAUUCAAGAGGUCCGUGGGUCGUGAGGAAGCCCACGACUUGGCUCUGCAGCACGGCUUCGACAGCUUGGGACCGUUAUUGGGCUCGGAAACAGAAUGGCACUUCGCGCACCGCGGCAUGCCGCACGCGCGCCCCCGCCGCUCAAUUGCGCACGCGCGGCUUCUGAAACAACAUCCAUUGGUACACACGGCAGUACAACAAACGGGCUUUAAACGGGUAAAAAGGGGAUUUCGCCCCCUGCGUCUGCCCGAGACGGAGCCAGCGGCGGAGCCGAGGGACCCUUACUUCCCCCUACAAUGGUAUCUGAAGAAUACGGGCCAGAAUGGGGGAAAGCCGAAACUAGACCUGAACGUGGAAGCCGCUUGGUCGCAGGGGUACACUGGGGUGAAUGUUACUACCGCCAUUAUGGAUGAUGGUGUGGAUUACAUGCAUCCCGAUUUAAAGUACAACUAUAAUGCAGAGGCGUCGUAUGACUUCAGCAGUAAUGAUCCGUUCCCGUAUCCUCGGUAUACGGAUGAUUGGUUCAACAGUCACGGAACAAGGUGCGCAGGAGAGGUUGCCGCGGCCAGAGACAACGGCGUCUGCGGCGUGGGUGUCGCAUACCACUCUAAAGUGGCUGGAAUCCGUAUGUUGGACCAGCCAUACAUGACGGACCUGAUCGAAGCCAACUCCAUGGGUCACGAGCCCCAUAAGAUCCACAUCUACAGCGCGUCCUGGGGCCCCACAGAUGACGGGAGGACGGUGGAUGGGCCCAGGAAUGCCACGAUGAGGGCCAUCGUCCGAGGAGUUAACGAGGGUCGUAAUGGCCUAGGAAAUAUCUACGUCUGGGCCAGCGGCGACGGCGGAGAAGACGAUGACUGCAACUGCGAUGGUUACGCCGCGUCAAUGUGGACAGUCUCUAUCAACAGUGCCAUAAACGACGGCCAAAACGCGCACUACGACGAAUCCUGCUCCUCGACCCUGGCCAGCACUUUCAGCAACGGAGCUCGGGACCCAAGCACGGGGGUAGCCACCACCGACCUCUACGGGAAGUGCACUGCAACCCACUCGGGCACAUCGGCGGCGGCGCCCGAGGCGGCGGGCGUGUUCGCUUUAGCGUUACAUGCAAAUCCAAACUUGACGUGGCGUGAUAUUCAGCAUCUGACUGUAUUGACUUCCAAAAGAAAUUCGCUGUAUGAUGCCAAAGGUCGGUUCCACUGGACGAUGAACGGUGUAGGGUUGGAGUUCAACCAUCUUUUUGGAUUUGGGGUACUUGACGCGGGAGCCAUGACUGCGCUGGCGGCCAAUUGGCGGUCGGUACCACCCAGGUACCACUGUGAAGCGGGGUCCGUCAAUGCCCACACUGAGAUUCCAUCAGAAGGCAGCAUCACUUUGAGGAUUGACACGUCAGCUUGCGCCGGCUCCCCGAGUGAGGUUCGCUACUUGGAGCACGUUCAGGCCGUCGUCAGCGCCAACUCGACAAGACGAGGGGACUUGGAGUUUUUCCUUACGAGUCCAAUGGGUACCAGGUCAAUGAUUUUGAGCCGGCGAGCUAACGAUGAUGACUCCCGAGACGGUUUCACCAAGUGGCCCUUCAUGACGACCCACACGUGGGGCGAAUACCCUCAGGGCGUAUGGACCUUAGAGGCCCGUUUGAACGGCGGGUCGGGCGCGAGCGCGGCGGCGGGCUGGCUGCGCGGCUGGGCGCUGGUGCUGCACGGCACGCGCGCGCCGCCGUACGCGCAGCUCCAGCCGCAGGACCCGCACUCCAAACUCGCCGUCGUCAAGAAGGCACACGAAGACAACGCGAUUGCGCAUUAAGCACAACUCUAUAGGCUAUGCAGUUCAGAAUUGUUAUGUUUAAACUGAUCUUUUUUUUUAAUUUAAACAUUGACCAAAUCUUUUCUGCUAACAGUGAGAUGUUAUAAUUAGGUUUGAACGCACACUGGCUGGUGAUUUAGUUUUUAUCAUGUAUGUAAUUCAUGGGUAAGAUUUGUAUUUUGAAUCUAUAGAGAUCGAUAUAUUUUUGUAAAAAAAAUCAAAAUAAACAUUUAAAAAACUCUCUAACGUAAAAUUAACUCUGGGUACUAAAGAUUCCGGUAUAAAGUUCACUUCAAUGGUAAAAUUUCAACCACUAAGACGAUGAUAUGAAUUAGAAACGACAUGAGUCGACUACUACGAGUGACGAAAAAACUAAAGUUACGCUUGUAUAAAAUUCCAAUGAUAUUUGAAUUAUAAGAUUUAAAAACUCUGAACUGUAAAGCCUACUAAAAUUAAGAAAGCUAGAAUUAUUCGAAGUGAUUUUUGUCAAGAUGUUGGACGCUUGACGCGAACGCGAAAAUCUAAAAUGAAGGUGACUUGUAGAAAAUCAUUCGAAUAAAGUUUGGGAUAUGCUUAAAAUCGCCGAACUGCGAUUUCUACACUAGUCGGUCCACCUAGACUAGUAAAUAGUGGACCUAGAAAUGACUAAAAUAUUUUUGUUGUUAAUUGAAUUAUUUUAUUUCUAGGUCCAUCUGUUAUUGAAUUUAGAGUUAGAUAGUGCGAAAAGCUUUUUUUAUGUAUUAACGUGAAACUAUCUGGAAAAAGAGAAACACCUAUUUAUUAUCCAUUGAGAAUAACAUGGUAAGUGACAUUUUUUAGUUUGAAAUUUGCACAGACUAUUUUAACUUAGGAAUUUGCUACAAGCACAGAUUAUUUAACUACCAAAUAUUAAGAAAAAAAAGCAGGAUGAAGUGAUGUCCCAUUACACAAGUUUCGUUGUAUUAUGGGACAUUCUGCAAUUAAUUAUGAUGAAAAUUAUAAUUUUUUUAUAAAUCUUAUAAGUUUUAACGUUUUUGCACUAUCUAUCACUAGACUCCGUGAAAGUUACUUUUUAAUUUUUAAAAAUCCUUUUUUAUGGUUUUCAUAAAGGUGAUGGUUUAUAACUCACUUUUUUACAUAGUAAAAUCCUCACCAAUAGAGCAUCAGGAUGCAAAUCAUCGGUUGGACUUUUCAUUCUGAUACAAUAUUGAAUUUAAGUAAUCGACCAUCACAUUAAUUUACAUGUUAAGUUCAGGAUUGCCAACAAUGGUUUAUAUUUAUUUGUUAAAUUAAAUUAAGGCUAAAACAUAUUUUUGAGAUCUAAAACCUCAACUUUUAUAACUACUUUAUACGCGGGAAGUAAUAGAUAGGAUAACAUACAAUGUAAUAUAUUAGGAAUCAAUGGGACUUACAUACUUAUCAUAUUUUAUGUCAUUUUUACUUUCUCCAAUAUAUUACAUUGAUGAAAGGCAAUUGUAAAACGGGAAUGUAGUAACCUAAAAGUUAUUAUAUCAUUUAUUUAAUUCGAUGUUUGUAAAAGUUUAAUAUUGUGCAUUGUGUUUAUUCUUAUCUAUAUUCAAAGUAAAAAUGUUUUAAUGUUUUUUUUUAAAACGCUGCGAUUGAUGAUAUUGUGUAUUUUUUAUCUUAUUUUUAAAUUUUUCAAAACACUGACCAUAGUUAGGGUACAUAUCAAAGUUAUAAAAACAGGCAUAUAAAAUCACAACUAUUUUGAUAAAAUCAAUCAAUCAUAAAUUAUUUAAUCAUAUUUUAUAAUUUUGAAAAUGUUAUAUGAUUUUAUCGUACCGUAUAGUUAAUUUUGAGUUUCUCUUAUUUAUUGAAAUAGCUUUAUUCUCUUUAUUAUAUAUUUUUUAUAUAUUUUGUGUUAACAAAUGAGCUGAAUUUAUCCCAGCUAAAUAAAGUUCAUUUGAGUAAUGUACCUAUGAUGCAUAUUUUUUAUAUAUAUGUUUCAUUCGAUAUGUUUGUAAUGAAUGAUACAUAUAUAACUAUUAGUAUAAACAAAGAAUAUAUUAGUAAAAAUUAUCGUUACUGUAAGAUUAUAAUAAAACUAUUUAUAUAUAAUUACACGAUAUAUAAUUAAAGUACUUCCUUUUGGGCCCAGUAUAAUUGAAUACAAGUUUAGUAUCAGUCUCUUUAUGUCUAUUUUCUUAAAGAGUACGUUUAUUAUUAAAAACAUAAUAAAAUUCUAAUGUUUUUUCAAUUCCAUAAUAUAUCCAGUUAUGUAAGGCCAUAUAUUUAUUAAAUGGACAUAGACAAUG
Molecule: messenger RNA, 4235 nt
Organism: Amyelois transitella
Lineage: Eukaryota; Metazoa; Arthropoda; Insecta; Lepidoptera; Pyralidae
Gene: amon
Product: neuroendocrine convertase 2
Exons: 14
Coding region: 1-1980 (659 amino acids)
Biological process (GO): protein processing
Cellular component (GO): trans-Golgi network; Golgi membrane
Molecular function (GO): serine-type endopeptidase activity
Source: RefSeq, a predicted model, not a curated record